Malaclemys terrapin pileata is the source of this 2532-nucleotide messenger RNA. It is a transcript of the gene ARFIP2, whose product is annotated as ADP ribosylation factor interacting protein 2. The coding region runs from base 184 to 1371 and encodes 395 amino acids. The record is from RefSeq and is a predicted model, not a curated record. The transcript has 10 exons. Gene Ontology annotation, biological process: intracellular protein transport; regulation of Arp2/3 complex-mediated actin nucleation. NCBI's taxonomy places the organism in Eukaryota, Metazoa, Chordata, Testudines, Emydidae. Gene Ontology annotation, cellular component: trans-Golgi network membrane. Gene Ontology annotation, molecular function: phospholipid binding; protein domain specific binding.
CUGGAAGCAGGAGCCAGUUGCAGAUUGGCCUCUGCCUGCUGUUUGCGUGGGGUGGAGCAGUGCCCCCCACGGAGCAGUGCCCCUGGCAUGGGCUGAAGGUAGCUCCUGCUGCAGAGCCUUGGGGACGUGGCUGUUGGCACCUGCUCCCUGGGCACCGGGCCAGGAGCUGCUCAGAUCCUGACCAUGACGGAUGGGCUCAUGAGCAAAGCUGCCACGAUGGAGAUCCCCAUCAAUGGAACCGGGGACACGGGCAGCCUGCCGGAGGACGAUGGCCUGGAGCAGGACCUGCAGCAGGUGAUGGUGUCGGGGCCCAACCUGAACGAGACCAGCAUUGUGUCGGGGGGCUACGGGGGCACCGCCGAGGGGAUUAUCCCCACCAGCAGUGUCAAAGGCCCUGCGGUGCGAUAUAACGCCUCCUUCCCGGGACUGCGGCUCCUCCAUGCACAAGGCGCCUUUGUCACAUCUCAUUCCUCCCGAGGACCAUCCAUCUCACCCAGUGAAUCUGCUGCCAGCCGGAUCGCCAGCCAGGCAGAUGCAUCAGCAGGCUCUGGGCUGCACCCGCCCCACCCCAGCCCCCUGGCGGCAGGAGACGAGGCCACCCGGGGCAUCGCUGUGGAGAAGUUUGAUAUUGUCAAGAAAUGGGGUAUCAACACAUACAAAUGCACCAAGCAGCUGAUCUCGGAGCGCUUCGGCCGGGGCUCGCGCACGGUCGACCUGGAGCUGGAGACGCAGAUCGAGCUCCUGCGUGACACGAAGCGCAAAUACGAAUGUGUGCUGCAGCUGGCGCGGGCGCUGACCCACCACUUCUACAGCCUGGUGCAGACCCAGCACGCCCUGGGCGACGCCUUCUCCGACCUGAGCCAGAAAUCCCCCGAGCUGCAGGAGGAGUUUGGCUGUAACGCAGAGACGCAGAAGCUGCUGUGUAAGAACGGAGAGACCCUGCUCGGGGCUGUCAAUUUCUUCGUCUCCAGCAUCAACACCCUGGUGAACAAGACUAUGGAGGACACGCUCAUGACUGUUAAGCAGUACGAGACGGCCAGGUUGGAGUACGACGCCUACCGCACAGACCUGGAGGAGCUGAGCAUGGGCCCGCGGGACGCCAGCACCCUGUGCCGCCUGGAGGCCGCCCAGAGCCACUUCCAGAGCCACAAGGGGAAGUACGAGAAGCUGCGGGCCGACGUGGCCGUCAAGCUCAAGUUCCUGGAGGAGAACAAGAUCAAAGUGAUGCACAAGCAGCUGCUACUCUUUCACAACGCCGUCUCCGCCUACUUCGCCGGCAACCAGCAGCAGCUGGCGCAGACCCUGCGGCAAUUCAACAUCCAGCUGAAGACGCCGGGCGCCGAGAAGCCCUCGUGGCUGGAGGAGCAGUGAGCGGCCUGGACUCUGAGCUCUGGCCGGGGCCAGGCGCCUGUGGGCGAGGGGGACCCUGCACAAGCCCCGCGGCCUGGACCCCGGCUGGGUACAUGGGGUCCCCGUGCCUCGGACGGCCCUGGGCUCUGUGCCCGGGUGGGGGCUGGAGAGGGGCCCCCGUCUGCAACUCUGCCCUGGGAGUUCGGUGCCCCCAGCCUGGGCUGCUCCUAGGGGUGCGGCGCUUCAGUGACCCCCACCCAGUGCAGCUGCAGGGCAACGGGGGUCACUCCUGGGGGGCCGACGUGUCCUGUGUCCCAUCCCCCACCCCCAACAGGCCUCACUCCUGGGGCAGGGGCGACGUGUCCUGUCCCCACCAACAGGCCUCACUCUUGGGGGAGGGGGGGCGACGUGUCCUGUCCCCACCAACAGGCCUCACUCCUGGGGGUGGCAGUGUCCCAAUCCCCACACCCCAACAGGUCUCACUCCUGGGAGGGGCUGGUGGGUCCUGCCCCCCCCCCCAACAGGCCUCAUUCCGGGGGGGGCGUGCCUCUCCCCCCUGCACUUCAAGGCCUUCUUGGGAGUGGGAGGGGGCAGUGUCUCCUGUCUUGCCCCUCCGUGUUCUUGGGGGGAAGGGUGGGGGGGGCUGGGAGCCAGGACUCCUGGGUUCUAUCCCAGCUCUGGCUUGUGACCUGGGGCCAGUCCUUCCCUCGCCUUGUGUAGUUGGUCUCUGGCAUUUCCGGAGGGGGCGGGGUCAGCUGCUUUCAUUACUUCCUCCCUCCUCGGACUCGCACACUACAGCCCCUUCUUCCCCUGCACUGGGGCAGCAGGUGUCUGGGGACUACCCUGUCCCUGGGCUCCAGCCCCCUCCCCAGGGGCAGGGCAGGGGGGCGGGUUGGGCUUGGCACACUCCUGCCGGCUGCAGCCUUUCCAUUUGCACAGAGCUGGCCUCCCGUGGCCAGUGCCGGCCACUCCAGCAGCACUGGGCUCCUUCGGUGGGCGGGGGGGUGGCCUUGUCUGACCUGUACUGGCCACGCCAGGGCCCCUCUGCCGCCGGGCCAGGAGUGCUGGGCCCUUUCUCCUCUGCCAGGGGAGAAGUGGUUUGUUUUUCUUGCUAAUUUAAUCCCUGGUUCUACCCCAUCCCCCACGUCUGUGAAGGUUCCAGAAUAAAAGGGUACGAAGUCA